Molecule: messenger RNA, 816 nt
Organism: Penicillium maclennaniae
Lineage: Eukaryota; Fungi; Ascomycota; Eurotiomycetes; Eurotiales; Aspergillaceae
Exons: 2
Coding region: 1-816 (271 amino acids)
Source: RefSeq, a predicted model, not a curated record
AUGUUAUUCACCGCAUCUCUCCAAAGCCCUGGGAAAUGUCCCAAAGACAAUGAAUCCGUGGGCUCUAGCUCUAGCUCGUCUUUUAACAUUGCAUAUCCAUCUUUUGCACCUCCGUCCCAGCUACGCCGGGUCAAGACGGUUUCACAACUCACCAGAUGGAGCUCAGCGAAAAAGAAUCUCAACAAUCUUGAACUCGCGAUCAACACAAGCGCGGGCACUGGUCCUGAGACGAACGGGAGCUUUGACUCCGCCAGGCCUUUGCUGCGCAAUUCAACAACCAGAGCAUCCAAAGCAAUCAACACAAUCGCAGAAGACUUAAAGUCAUCGCCAAACCAAACACCCGAAAAAGCACAGGACAUCCGACUGCGCGAUUCAUAUUCGGCUUUUUGUGAACAGUUCACGAUGUCAGGACCACAGAGACCGAAGAGAAAGUUCGACAUCUCUAUGGAUACGUGCGAGAAAGAAGAGGAGAUUCUAAUCGAUGGAUAUCCCAGGGUCGGUUAUAGCGACUCGCCAAGCGAUGAUCAGAAGAAAGCAAUCCCCGAAUGUCAACAAACCGUUUCCAAGGCUACGAGCAGCAUCGUGCUAGACAGGACAAGGUCCCUUGAAAGUAUCUGCUUGGGCCAAAAUAUUACCCCUUCCAUCAUUCACCCCCAACCACCACCCCAGAUCAUGACGCCGUUGAUAUACCGAGACAUGCAGCAAGCUGCACUCAAGUGCAAGCCAGCGAAAAGAAAGAAAUUACUGGGACCAUUGAGAUCUUUGUUUUCGAAGGCGCAGCCUUUCCGGGCACAUCGGUUGGAUAUCGAGACGUGA